UUGUGAAUGUUUGUUUUCAGUAGAUACCGUAAAGAUGAGGGCUGUACCAACCUGGCUUGAUCAAGUCCACGAUAGGGAGAAAGUAGAACAAUGCAUUUGGGAUCUGUGUUUCAAACCAGACGGAAGCCAGGUUGUGGUCGCUGCUGGUAACCGGGUUCUGGUGUAUGAUGCAACAGAUGGAACGCUCAUUCAACCUCUGAAGGGACACAAAGAUACAGUUUAUUGUGUAACUUAUGCCAGAGAUGGAAAGCGUUUUGCUUCAGGCUCUGCUGACAAGAGCGUUAUAAUCUGGACAAGUAAACUGGAAGGAAUCUUGAAAUACACCCAUAAUGAUGCAAUACAGUGUAUGGCGUACAACCCAAUCAGCCACCAGUUAGCCAGCUGUGCAUGUACUGAUUUUGGCCUUUGGUCACCUGAACAAAAGUCUGUAAACAAACACAAGGUUGGAGCACGGAUAACAAGCUGCAGUUGGACAAAUGAUGGGCAGUACCUAGCCUUGGGAUUGUUCACAGGGUUUGUGACCAUCAGAAAUAAGUCCGGGGAGGAGAAGGUGAAGAUUGAGCGGCCUGGUGGUCCUGUAUGGUCCAUAUCCUGGAACCCAAGCAAUUGUAUGUAUGGAAAAUCUCGAAACUGCAGAGAUGAGGCUUAUGAUGUUUUGGCAGUGGCAGAUUGGGGACAGAAACUGUCGUUUUAUCAGCUCUCUGGAAAGCAGAUUGGCAAAGACCGGGUGCUGGGGUGUGAUCCUACCUGUGUGAACUGGUUUUCUAAAGGAGAGUAUGUCGUUGUGGCAGGAAGUAACAAACAGUGCUGUUUGCAUACCAAGGAGGGGGUUAGGCUGGGCACCAUUGGAGACCAGAACUCUUGGGUGUGGUGUGCUGCUGUCAAGCCAGAUUCCAACUAUGUGGCUAUUGGUUGCCAAGAUGGGACAAUUGCGUAUUAUCAGCUGAUUUUCAGUACAGUCCAUGGACUUUACAAAGACAGAUAUGCCUUCAGGGAUAACAUGACAGAUAUAAUUAUUCAGCAUCUUAUAACAGAACAGAAAGUGAGAAUCAAGUGCAGAGAUUUAGUGAAGAAAAUUGCCAUCUACAAGCACAGACUAGCGGUCCAACUGCCUGACAAAAUUGUUGUGUAUGAGCUAUACUCUAAUGACUCAGAAGACAUGCAUUACAAAGUGAGGGAGAAGAUCAACAAGAAGUACGACUGUAAUCUGCUGGUGGUAUGCUCAAAUCACAUCGUACUUUGCCAGGAGAGGAAGUUGCAGUGUUUAUCUUUCCAAGGAGCAAGAGAGCGAGAAUGGACCAUGGAGUCUCUGAUUCGCUACAUCAAAGUGAUAGGUGGACCAGCUGGGCGUGAGGGACUGCUUGUGGGUCUCAAAAACGGACAGAUUCUGAAGAUAUUUGUAGACAAUGCCUUCCCUAUUGCUUUGUUGAAACAAAACACAGCAAUUAGGUGUCUAGACCUGAGCUCUAGCAGAACCAAGUUAGCAGUCGUAGAUGAAAACAACACCUGUUUGGUUUACGAUCUCACAUCCAAGGAUCUGCUCUUUCAGGAGCCAAAUGCAAACAGUGUAGCAUGGAAUACUCACUGUGAAGACAUGCUGUGCUUCUCUGGCAAUGGAAUUCUCAAUAUCAAGGCCAGCAAUUUUCCGGUGCAUCAGCAGAAGUUACAGGGCUUCGUUGUGGGAUUUAGUGGCUCUAAAAUAUUCUGCUUGCACGUAUACGCCAUGUCUUCUGUUGAAGUUCCGCAGUCUGCUUCAAUGUAUCAGUACUUGGAGAAAAAACUCUUCAAAGAGGCGUACAAUGUAGCCUGCCUAGGUGUGACAGAUGGAGACUGGGAAGCCUUAGCUCACGAUGCACUAGAGGGGCUAGACUUUGUUACAGCAAAGAAGGCUUUCAUUCGCAUCAGAGACCUGAGAUAUCUUGAGCUUAUUCACUCCAUUGAGGAGAGAAGAAAAAGGGGAGAAAACGACAACAUGGUUUUCCUGGCUGAUGUAUAUGCUUACCAAGGAAAGUUCCAAGAGGCAGCAAAACUCUACAAGAGAGCUGGACAGGAGCAGAAGGCUCUCAAUAUGUACACAGAUCUACGUAUGUUUGACUAUGCAAAGGAGUUCAUUGGCUCGGGUGAUCCUUUGGAUAAGAAGAUGUUAAUUUCAAAGCAAGCAGAUUGGGCAAAGAGCAGCAAUGAACCAAAGGCUGCUGCAGAAAUGUACAUAUCAGCAGGAGAGUACAUAAAGGCCAUUGACAUCAUCGGAGACCAUGGUUGGGCAGACAUGUUAAUUGAUGUUGCCCGUCGGCUGGAUAAGGCUGACCGAGAGUCUCUAAUAAAGUGUGCCACUUACCUGAAAAACUUAGAGCAGUAUGGUUAUGCAGCAGAAGUGUAUAACAAAAUGGGAGACAUAAAGUCCCUCAUAAAGCUUCAUGUGGAGGCCAGGCAUUGGGAUGAUGCCUUCACUUUGGUAGAGAAGCAUACUGAGUACAAGAAUGAUGUGUACAUCCCAUAUGCUCAGUGGCUGGCAGAAAAUGAUCGCUUUGAGGAGGCUCAACAAGCAUUCCACAAGGCAGGUCUUCAGGCAGAGGCUGUGAAGGUGCUGGAGCAGCUGACACACAACGCUGUGAUGGAGAGUCGCUUCAGCGAUGCAGGCUACUACUUCUGGAAGCUCUCUAUGCAGUGCUUGGACAUUGCUGAUCAGGAUUCGUCCAAGAAGGAAGAGAUGCUACAUAUGUUUGCAGACUUCCAGCGGAAAGCAGAGUUGUAUUAUGUUUAUCAUUCCAUACAGAGAUACACAGAUGAGCCCUUCACAUCAAACCUCCCAGAGGCCCUCUUCAAUAUGUCCAGGUAUCUCAUUCACAGUGACGCCAUGGCAUUCCAAGCCCCUCAUGGAGUGUCCAAAGUAGCUACAUUGUAUGCACUCGCCAAGCAGAGCAAACAUCUGGGUGCCUACAAGCUGGCCAGGUAUGCUUUUGAAAAAAUGCAGUCACUAAGGAUUCCAGUGAGGUUCCAGGAAGCCAUUGACCUUGGGAGUAUAUCUAUACGGUCCAAGCCUUUUCAUGAUGGUGAAGACUUGUUACCACUGUGUUACCGCUGCUCUACAACCAAUCCACUUCUGAAUAACAAUGGCAAUCAGUGCAUCAACUGUAGACAGCCAUUUGUGCACUCCUUUGUCUCAUUUGAGGUGCUGCCGUUGGUUGAAUUUGUCUUGGAAGAUGGAAUCUCUGAUGUAGAAGCAGUUCAGAUCCUGGAUAUGUCCAUUCCUAAGCCCAAGAAAGAGUUUUCCUCGCCAUGGCAGGAAACCAAAAUGAACAAUUUUCAGUCCUUGAGAAUUGGAGAUGAACCAGAGGGGUCGGACACUGAUGAUCCUUUCACUGCUCGACUAAUGACUUUUGAGCAGGGUGGAUCUGAUUUCACCCCGGUGGUCGUCAACAGAGCUGUCCUACAGACCAUGAACAGGGGAGAAGUAUACAUCUUGAAGUGGAAUAAGCCUUUGAGAUACCAGUAUUUCAAGUCUCUACUACCAGAUGUUUCCAUAACAAAGUGCUCAUACUGUAAUAAGAUGUUCCACACAGACGAUUUUGAGCUGCAGUACUUGCAGAAGGGCUACUGUCCAUUCUGUAGGAGUUCAUGUGAAGAUUGAGUAUUUAGAUACAGCAAUUAUGAUACUUCAGGAAUUCAGAUGAAAUACACAAAUUUCUCUAUCCGUCCUCUCCAUGAUGUACCUUCCACUUUUGUGGAGGGUGUACAUUGUAUUUGUGAAAAUGAUAGUGAAAACAAAAAAAGUAAUUCUUUCUUAUUAUUGUUAAUAUCUGGAUUAUAACAUUUACUGUGAUGCCUUAUUAGUGUAUGUAAAUAUGUCCAGAUGAAUUGUGUAAAGAGCUUGUGUGUAAAAUAUUGUGAGGUGUGAAUGAUCAGUGAACUAUUACAACAGACAUAAUGUAUCCUCUCACCUUUUAUGUGUUCUGUGAUCUUCCCUUGUAGCCUGAAAAAUAUGCAUCUUAUUAAAUCAUUAUGAAACUUAUGUGCGAUGAAUUUAGGCAAUGUUUUGAUAUCAAGAUAAGGUACCAUCGCUGUUACUGUUGAUUUGUUGGUUGUUGAUACUCUUGGAAACAAUGCAAUCAAUUGGAAGAAGACAGUAUGAAAAUUUUGAUGGCUACAGUUACUUACAACCACCGUUUUAUAGAUCUGUUUUGAAAUUUAUGCUCUGAUUUGCUUGAAAGUUCCGUCCAAAUGUUAAUGCUUUGUACAAAACCCCCAAUUGUGUCUUUUUUUUAAUUUUAUUUAUACACGCAUAUGUACAGAUGUUAUUUGAUGUAGUUAUUUAUUUGCCAUAGGAAUUAUAUAUUAAAUGUUAUUAAACAAUGUAG
Liolophura sinensis is the source of this 4358-nucleotide messenger RNA. RefSeq names its product intraflagellar transport protein 122 homolog. Lineage: Eukaryota; Metazoa; Mollusca; Polyplacophora; Chitonida; Chitonidae. The transcript has 29 exons. The record is from RefSeq and is a predicted model, not a curated record. Gene Ontology annotation, molecular function: protein binding. Bases 35 to 3631 code for a protein of 1198 amino acids. Gene Ontology annotation, cellular component: non-motile cilium; intraciliary transport particle A. Gene Ontology annotation, biological process: intraciliary retrograde transport; protein localization to cilium; non-motile cilium assembly.